GAGCCGCAAAGACAGCUUGGAAAGUGACAGCUCCACAGCCAUUAUCCCCCACGAGCUGAUCCGCACUCGGCAACUCGAGAGCGUACAUCUGAAAUUUAACCAGGAGUCAGGAGCCCUCAUUCCUCUCUGUCUCAGGGGCAGACUCCUGCAUGGCCGGCACUUCACCUACAAGAGUAUCACAGGUGACAUGGCCAUCACAUUUGUGUCCACGGGAGUGGAAGGCGCCUUUGCCACGGAGGAACAUCCCUAUGCAGCUCAUGGACCCUGGUUACAAAUUCUGUUGACGGAAGAGUUUGUAGAGAAAAUGUUGGAAGACUUGGAAGAGCUGACUUCUCCAGAGGAAUUCAAACUUCCCAAAGAGUACAGCUGGCCUGAAAAGAAGCUCAAAGUCUCCAUCCUCCCUGAUGUGGCAUUCGACAGUCCGCUGCACUAGCCUGGGCUGGGCCCUGCAGGGGCCAAGAGGGGCUCAGCGGCUCCCAGUGACUUCAGUGUGACAGCUGUGUAAAAGAGACUCCCAUGAAUAAAAGGACAAGUGUGAGGAUGACUGCAAAGUGCUGUGCCCACCACAGGUCCCACCUCACCUCCGGCUCAGGGGCCUCACGCCCAGCUGUCAAACCCAUGACCAGGCCCCUGUCCUACACGCCGGUGAGCAAGGGAGGCUGCGCCUCCACCCUCCCACCCACCUGCUGCCGCCACAGGGUUGGUUACCUGAUGUGCUCCGCUCCAGGAGACAUCCUUGCCAUACAGUUGGGUGUGCAGAGCGCACGUGUGGAUGCCCUGCCCAGCAAGCCUCUGUGCAGUCAGGCUGCUGCAGCCUGUGGAACGACUGCUCCUGUCACCGAUGUCUCUCCUUCCUUAGUAUGUUGUGGAAACCGGAUGGUAUUUUUAUUUCUUGGCAAUGUAUAUAGUGGUUUUUAAACAGAACUUUAUUCCUAGAUGAACUUUAUUAUUCUCUUAGACAGGGGUCUGGGGGCUCUGCCUCCCCCACACUCUCUGCCCAAGAAGGUGCCUGGUGCUGCCCGUCAGCUCUGAGCCCUGGAGGAGCCUGAGAUAGGGAACUGCAGACACACUCUCCAUGCAGCCUUGGGUCCAGAUAUGCUGUGGCCUAGAAGAGGGUGCCAAUGCCUUCCAAAUGAAACUGGCUUCUACCAGGCUCUGGGGACUUUAGGGUCUCAAGGACAUGGUGGUCCCAGCUGUGUCUUCCAGGCCUUUUCUACGCAGCCAGGCCUGCCAAGUAGAGUAAAGCCACUGCCUCCUCACCCUGCUCCUCAGGGCUCCAGCUCUUUGAUUUCCCCAGUCCCCCGGAUUCCCAGCCCCCUGGGCUGUAGGACUCUAGCUUAUUAAAAACUGAGAAAUCAACCUCUCAACGUCCCUGUCACUUUAAUUCUGCUGACAGUGCUCUCUGUGGCCCUCCAUCCUUCCCACCUCUAUUUCUUGCCUUUUCCUAUAGCUGGCCCUCUGUGGGCCUCGUCCUCUCACCUGCACACUGUCCAGGAAGGAGACAGCCUGUCUCUGGCCAGCUGUGGGGGCUGCUUUCCAGAGAUGUCCUACUUCUGACCUGGAAAUGGCAAGCCCCUUUCCUCAACUUUUGCCUUCCCCUCUAGGUUUGAUGUUUCUUCUUCAUUCUUUAAGUUUAGAUCUCUCCAAAGGAACAACAUUUGUCUGUCAGGGACCUUGCAAGAGCUCCACUACUCUGUCUGCUUCCACCACUUACAGUGGGAACCGCCAGGGUACCCCAGGAGGCCCACAGUGGUCCAGCCAGAGAGCUGCCCCAGGAGCCUCGAGGAACCUGGCUGAGGGCUUGAGAAAGCAGAAGCUAGCCUUUUGAGGAAUGACUCAUUUGGCCCUUUCCACAUAUCCUAAAUCUAAGUGGUUAAUUCCCAGGUCAGCACUUGGGGACAGACCCACCUGGAGCCUCUGAGAGGCUGGCUUGCAACUCCCCACCAGCCAGGAUACAAGUCUCUCUGGAACAGACACCAUGCUGCCCUGGGACUUUUCCACAAGGAUACUUCCAACCCUGCCUUUAAAGAAAGCUCUUGUCUUCUGAAAGUGUGCUGACCAAGAGAUGCUCUCAGUUUGCCUCCAUUCCUUGCCAUCCUGACUGGUGCUGUAGUAGUUCCCCCUCCCCCAUUCUCCCUGGAGACCUGCCUAAGGGCCCCCAUGCAGCAUUUGGCCCUACCUCCAUUUGCCUGGCUUGGGGGCAAGAAUGCAUGCUAUGAGCUAGUUUCGUCCUUAGUAUGUGAGACUGCUGCUCAACCCCUUGCCCUGGGCCUGCAAGGUCUUUGCAGAUUGAGGGUUGCCACCACCUGCUUGGUGGCCCCGUUCUUGUGGAGCAGGGAAUGAAUGGCAGGCAAGCUCCAAAUGAGAUGUUGACAGGGUCUGAGGUCUCUCCUGCCCCCAUCCUGCCAGGAACCUCAGGAAUGUCUAAAAUCCUGCUGGGACCAGGCCCCCAUCAUUCCUUAGUGCAGUGGUUCUCAGCCUACAAGGACCAGGCCUCCUUUCCCAUGGGCUCUGGUUUCUUCCAGGGGGAUAUCAGGGAACAGGUUCCCCGUUAGGCUGCUGCCUGGGAAGGAGGGGCCCUAACAUCUGAUGGAGCAAGACUUACCACGUCACAUGGUGGGUGAGCUGUACAGGGCCCCUUUCUUUCCCUCCCUGAAGCCGUAUGGGGCUGUGUCCCAUUCCCCACCACCACCUUCUACAGACUUCCUCCAGGCUGUCCCCAUCCUUUGACCUUCCAGGUCCUCAGGACGAGACCUCUGCCUUCCUGUUGACUAAAUCUUUCCUGGGCCUGUGUGGGUUGCAGAGGGUGGCAAUGCCAGCUGCCAUGCUGGGGAGCUGUGUUCUCCUCUUCCAAGUGUGACAUGCUGCAACAGGUCCUGUGGAGGCCUUGAGGAGCCCGAAGGGGCCAGGACAUCUGCGGUCCAUACCCUGGGUCCUGGGACUGAGUUUUGAGAUGGAGUUGAGAGCAGGGAAAGGCCUUGAAGUUUGUGCCCCUAUGGGGUGACCAGCUGAUUACUCCCUGAGCUGUAUUUUUUUAACUUGGUCUUCCCUCUCUGCCUUCCAUGAUCUCAGUGCCAGGUGAGGUGUCUGGGUCCCUGUUACAAGUCAGGAGCCCUGUAGGGAGACCUCUUCUUUUGUACAAAGAUCUGAAUGCUGCAAUGAGCAGACUUUUGUACAUUUUUAUAUUAGUUUUUAAUGUCAGUGGCGACUCAGUUCCUGGGCCUACAGCUGGCUCAGGACUUUUGUAAGACAUUUUGAGUGACUCACUUAGAUUUUGUUCCCACUUGCCCUCUUCCUCUGUGAAAUCUAAGUGCAUUAAACAUAUCUGCAGAAGUG
Cricetulus griseus (Chinese hamster) is the source of this 3336-nucleotide messenger RNA. The record is from RefSeq and is a predicted model, not a curated record. Lineage: Eukaryota; Metazoa; Chordata; Mammalia; Rodentia; Cricetidae.